AUGCUUGUUUCGUCGGUCGUGUCCCCCUGGGCACUUGUUCUCCUACCGGUCCUUUACUAUAUUCUUCCAUAUCUCCGGAACUGGAGUCUUCUCAAAGUCCCUGGACCCUUGCCAGCAGCUCUGUCCAACCUUUGGUUGAUGUACCAGUGUCGACGAGGACGCAGAUAUCUUGCCGUGGACGACCUGCACAAGAAAUACGGCAAAGUUGUACGGAUACAGCCUAACCAUGUCUCCAUCGCCGACGAUUCAGCCAUCAACACCAUCUACGGACACGGUAAUGGUUUCCUGAAAAGUGAAUACUACGACGCCUUCGUCUCGAUCCGCCGUGGCCUCUUCAACACACGCGACCGCGCCGAACAUACGCGCAAACGCAAAGUCGUGUCGCACACCUUCUCGGCCAAAUCCAUCGGCCAAUUCGAGCAGUACAUCCACGCGAACCUGGAACUCUUUGUGCAGAAAUGGACGAAACUCAGCGACACCCGCAAGGACCCCUCGACGGGCUACGCCUCCAUCGACGCGCUACACUGGUUCAAUUACCUGGCAUUCGACAUCAUCGGGGACCUGGCCUUUGGGGCCCCCUUCGGCAUGCUCGAGCGCGAGAAGGACUACGCCGAGAUCCGCCUCUCGCCCGACGCGCCGCCCUCGUCCGCGCCGGCCAUUGAAGUCCUCAACCGCCGCGGCGAAGUCUCAGGCACGCUGGGCUGUCUGCCCCAACUGAAGCCCUGGGCCAAGCACAUGCCGGACCCGUUCUUCAGCAAGGGCGUCGAGGCCGUCGAGAACCUGGCGGGCAUCGCCAUCGCGCGAGUCAAGCAGCGGCUCGACAACCCGAACACGGACCGGGUCGACCUGCUCGCGCGGCUGAUGGAAGGCAAAGACGCCAAGGGCGAGAAACUGGGCCGCGAGGAACUCACCGCCGAAGCCCUGACGCAACUGAUCGCGGGCUCCGACACGACCAGCAACACGGCCUGCGCGCUCUUGUACUACGUCGUGCGCACGCCGGGCGUCCUGCAGACCCUCCAGGCCGAACUCGACGCGGCCAUCCCCCCGGGCGUGCCCAACUACGACGCCGUCAAGGACCUGCCUUAUGUGCAGUGGGUCAUCAACGAGACCAUGCGCAUCCACAGCACCAGCAGCCUGGGCCUGCCGAGGCUCGUCCCGUCCGCGACCCCCGAGAAUCCGCAACCCCAGGGCAUCGAGAUCUUGGGGUACAAGUUCCCGCCCGGCACCGCGCUCAGCGUGCCGAGUUACACGAUCCACCACAGCAAGGAGAUCUGGGGCCCCGACGCCGAUGACUUUGUGCCGGAACGCUGGAGCGACAAGAGGAUCACGGCCAGGCAGAAGGACGCCUUUAUCCCGUUCAGUACCGGCCCCAGGGCGUGCGUGGGCAGAAACGUCGCCGAGAUGGAACUCAAGUGUAUCGUCGCCUCGGUGUUUAGGAAUUUUGAGUUCCGCGACGAGCACGACGGCCCCAUGGAGACGAGGGAAGGGUUCCUCAGAAAACCGCUGGGAUAUAAUGUUGGCUUGAGGCGCCGGGCGACGUGA
Molecule: messenger RNA, 1542 nt
Organism: Exophiala xenobiotica
Lineage: Eukaryota; Fungi; Ascomycota; Eurotiomycetes; Chaetothyriales; Herpotrichiellaceae
Exons: 2
Coding region: 1-1542 (513 amino acids)
Molecular function (GO): iron ion binding; heme binding; monooxygenase activity
Source: RefSeq, a predicted model, not a curated record